Plasmodium gaboni is the source of this 1137-nucleotide messenger RNA. RefSeq names its product rifin. Lineage: Eukaryota; Apicomplexa; Aconoidasida; Haemosporida; Plasmodiidae. The transcript has 2 exons. The record is from RefSeq and is a predicted model, not a curated record. The annotation marks the transcript as partial.
UUAUUAUUAUUAUUGUCACCAUUAUUGUUAUCAUGCACACAAUUUCAUAGCAAUGGUUACAUGUCAAUCCAUAUAAGAAACAUCAAAAAAAUAACAACAUCGAGAACAUUAUGUGAAUAUGACAAAUAUAUAUCUAAUUAUGAUAAUGAUCCUGAGAUGAAAGAAGUAAUGGAAAAAUAUUAUGAACGAUUAGCAAUAAGAUGGAAAGAAUAUGAUGAAUUAAAGAAAGAAAAAGAAAGAAAAUAUAAAGAACAAUACGAUAAAGAUAUAAAAGAAAUUAUUUUAAAAGACAAAAUAGAAAAACAACUAACAAAACAAUUAUCAGCAUUAGACAAAUUUACUGAUAUAGACGAUUUAGCUAAAGGUAUAUACGAAAAAAAGGUAGAAACAAAAAAUAAAAAAGAUUAUAAAAAAUCCAAGAAAACAUUAGGUCAUACCUUAACAGAAUGGAACAUUUUAGCUAAUAUUGAUAUGUAUGAAUGGAUACCUUUUUCAUCUAAGGAAGCAAAAAUUAAUUGUAAUAUAAAAAAUAUGAAACAUGCUCUUACUAAAGUUGGUUAUAUAGAUCCUAAUAAAUUUGCUUCUCUUGGUAAUAAGGAUGGAAAAGAUUCUAUUGACAUGGAUCAGUUAUUUAGUUCUAUUAUGAGUUCUUCUAAUGCGUUCAUUCAAAGAUAUAUGGGUGAUGAUAUUACAUCUAAUGGUAGUAGUUUUAAAAAUAGUAGUUUUUCAUCAAUUUUUCUUUACGCUUUAUGGGAAUUUGUUGAGCAUAUUGUAGCUCCUGUUAUUGCUUCACUUUUUUUCGGAAGUAGUGGUUCUGAAGGUGAAAAUAAAAAAUGUAAUUGUGCUGCUACGUGUGAAACUGCGUGUACGGCAGAGUGUGUAUGUAAAUGUGCUGCUAAGUGUGCUAAAGGAUGUUCAUGUAAGUGUGUUGCUGCGUGCGCAUGUGAAUGUACGCAUGAAACUAGUUUUGAGGGUGUGAUGCACGCUAUAACGGAACAAGGUAAAGUUUUUUGCGAAGCUUUAUUUGCAUUAUAUAUUAUAGCUUCAAUAAUGUUAAUUCUUUAUUAUGUUUUAAAAUAUUAUAGGGAAUUAAAAAUGGGGAAAAAAGAGAAAUAUAUGAAAAUAUUACAAGAAUAG